AUGAGGAGUAUGGCGGAAACCAUGACAGUUUCUACAUCAGGAAAAGACGACAAGUUGGUCGCCACAAGUGCAGUUGACACCGAAUCGAAGGUUGACGGUCAUGUAUCUCUUGGCCAGGCUGAUGCAGCACUGGAGUACCUUCAUGCUGGCGAGGUGGCAACUUUCUCUGAUAUCGAUGAGAAAAGGCUGGUUCGCAAGAUCGACUGGAUGGUUGUGCCCCUAAUGUGGGCGAUCUACUUUCUGCAAUACCUAGACAAAAUUCUAAUCAAUUAUGCAUCGGUCAUGGGCCUUCUUGAUGACACUGGCAUGCGGACAGACCAAUUCUCAAACCUCGCUUUGGCAUUCUACGUAUCAUACCUCUUCUUUGAACUUCCAACUGGGUAUUUCAUGCAGCGUUUGCCAACUGCAAAGUACUUGGGAAUGAAUGUGACCCUCUGGGGCCUUUUGACAACUCUGAAUUGUGUUGCGAAGAACUUUCCCGGACUCGUCGUUCUUCGAGUGCUCCUAGGAUGUUUCGAAAGUGCUGUAGCACCUGCGUUGAUUCUGAUAACCUCCAUGUGGUACAAGAGGAACGAACAACCUAAGCGCAUCGGUUUCUGGUACCUGGGCACAGGUACCGCGACCAUAUUAGGCGCCCUCGUUGCAUACGGGCUGCUUUUCUACGAAGGAGACAAGUUUUACUCCUGGCAGAUCAUGUUCUUGAUCUUCGGGCUCAUUACUAUCGCAGUUGGGAUCACAGUUAUUGUUGUCUUCCCAGACAAUCCUAUGAAGUCUCGCCUCAGCCAUGAAGAGAAGUUAAUGGUAAUUGAGCGUCUUCGCGAGAAUCGGACGGGUAUCGAGAACAAGCAUUUCAAAUGGGAGCAAUUCUUCGAGGCUUUCAAAGACCCUCAGACCUACCUGAUCGCUAUAAUAGUUGCCUCGGGGAAUAUCAGUAAUGCAGCCAUCAGCAGCUUCUCGGCCUUGAUCAUCAAGAAUUUCGGAUUCGACACCAAGGAGACUGAGCUACUUACGAUACCGGGCGGUGUCGUCAGCGUGAUAAGCAUCCUACUCGGUACAUACCUAGCAGGCCGCUUCGACCAGCGGUGUUUCUGCAUCAUCGGCAUUCUAUGCUCUGGCCUCCUUGGAGGCUGUCUCAUGGCAUUCGCUCCGAGUGACAACAAAGGCGCCAAGUUGGCAGGAAACUACCUGACCAACUGCGUGGGCUCAGCACUUCCCUUGCUUUAUUCUACCGUCGGCGCGAAUGUCGCCGGCCAUACCAAGAAAGUGACCAUGAAUGCAAUCGUUCUGAUGGCGUUCUGUCUGGGCAACAUACUAGGCCCGUUGUCGUUUCGCACUGAGGACGAGCCAGAGUACAUGCCAGCUAAGGUCGCCAUUGUGGCCACUGUCUCUGUUGCGAUAGUGUUCACCGUGGCUCUCAAGUGCUACUACAUCUGGGAGAACCGACGACGCGAUAGAAAGUGUGCAGGGCUCCAACAUGAAGAGAAUUCCGAGUUUUUGGACCUUACAGACAAGGAGAACCUUGAGUUUAGAUAUAAACACUGA
Molecule: messenger RNA, 1542 nt
Organism: Aspergillus luchuensis
Lineage: Eukaryota; Fungi; Ascomycota; Eurotiomycetes; Eurotiales; Aspergillaceae
Product: putative MFS transporter
Exons: 6
Coding region: 1-1542 (513 amino acids)
Biological process (GO): transmembrane transport
Cellular component (GO): membrane
Molecular function (GO): transmembrane transporter activity
Source: RefSeq, a predicted model, not a curated record